This is a messenger RNA of Rhipicephalus sanguineus (brown dog tick), 3539 nucleotides long. Its product is annotated as zinc finger protein Xfin. The transcript has 2 exons. Lineage: Eukaryota; Metazoa; Arthropoda; Arachnida; Ixodida; Ixodidae. The record is from RefSeq and is a predicted model, not a curated record. Bases 160 to 2940 code for a protein of 926 amino acids.
GCGAUAUUGCCAUAUUGCUCAUUGCUCAUGUAUUGCUUGCUUGGGCUGUGGCGUGUGUAUUUUGCGCGCGCGUUCUUCGGUGGAGUGUGGCGUGGCGGCGGAUUCUAUGGGAGCAUGCUUGACAUGUGGAAACCUUCUACAAGAACUGCUUCUUGCUAAAUGUUUUACGGUGCCGAUAACAAGCAGCCCUCAGCCAAGAUGAGCUCUUUGGAGAAUGUGCAGUCACUACAGAACAAACUUCUCAUGCUCAACCUUUUGACGGCAUCUCAACUGAGCAAGAGCCUCAGCGCUUUCACUAGCCAACUAGACCCUCAAAAUGUUGUGCGGUUCUUCAAAUGCAUGGAAAGCUCUUGUGACUUUUGCACUGAUGAAGAAGACAAGUUCAAGGACCAUUUGCGUGCUCAUGUGGACCCUCCUCACUGUACCUACUGUAAUGAGCUUGCUGCAAAUGAGCGACGCCUGGUUGAGCACAUGUUAGCAGAACAUGGUUCUUGCAGAUUCCAAUGCGCAUUGUGCUUUUACAGGUCACAGACGGUGACUCACAUGCGGGUCCAUGGCAUAAUGGUGCACAACUCAAAGGCUGUGUUCUGGUACGCAUGCAGUGAAAAGGUGCCACUAAGCCCUAAGUUUGUCAGCCAUAGAAAAGACCACAUUAGUGGCUACAUGUGCAAGGACUGCAGCUUCAAGAGCCACUGCACAGAACACUUCUUUGAGCAUCUUUCAGUCAUUCAUUCAGGACCUUUUACAGUUCCUUGUCACAUCUGUUCUGCACAGUUGGGUGGUCCAAACUCUCUUAUUGACCACUAUACAGAAAUGCACAAUGUACGUGCAUUUCACUGCCUGUAUUGUGACUUUGGGAGCCAGUUCGACUGGGAUGUGAUCGUACACAUGGCCACGUGCCAUCCAGCGAGGCCUUUCAAGAUUUUCUGCCGUGGAAAGGAAAUGCCAUCGUCCUUCAGAACGCUGAAAGACUUAGAAAGGUCAAAUGUAAAAGACGGUAUCCCUGCCAGUUUCAGUAGUUUUUCCCAACGUCACAAUCUCAAAGAUAAAUGGCAAGAAGGGGAUGAAGGCAAGAAAUACAGUCUUGACUUGAAUGUUAAUGUGAAAGUACCACUUAAAAAUGAGCUAGAAAAAUGCAGCAACUCUGAAAAAAGUGUGUUUGCAGCUGGAUUUGCUAUGUCGGAAACGAAAUGUAAAUGUGGUGCCAUCUUCACUGAUGUUGGCAUGCUUUUUCAGCACCUUACUGAGGAACAUACAAAGGAACAUUGCUUUGACUGUCCCAAGUGCAUGCAGCUCACAAGUGCAACUGUGGGUGAUUUAUUUGCCCACAUUGUCGACUGCCACACUGCCUUUUUUCGUUGCUGUUACAAGAAAUGUAUCUUUAUUGGUGAGAGCCGGCAAAGUGUUGACGAUCAUGUAAUGCAAGCACACCAGCACUUUGAUUUGCCCAAAGAGGAUGCCACAGAGGAUGAUCACAAUGUAACUUUUGUGAACACUGAAAGUGGCACACCGCAUCCUGGUAACCUUAGCAAAGUGGACAAUGUGGCCACCUCUGCUGAUGAGUCUUGUGAAAAGAAUGACGAUUGGCCCCUUCUUGAGGAUGGCAUUGUUUAUACUUGCACCCUCUGUUGCCAGAAUGAAAUGCAACCGUUGGACUAUUUCCGACACAUGUCGCUGGGUCAUGGCAUAAAGUUCUUUUGUGGUCACUGCAAGAAGGGCUACAAACUGUGGAAGCAGAUGAUGAUGCACCACAGCCGCUGCCACUCUGAGUCGCAGCUUUCAGUGAAGAGCUUUGAAAAAAACAAGCUGAAAGAUGUGACUUCAGAAUUGCAGUCAGACUGCAAUAAUGAAGGGCAGAGUGGAGUAGACAGCAAGUUGGGAAAAAGCCAGGGUGUUGAACUAAAGGAUGCCGGAAAUUCAGCAAGAGGCACACUGGCCACGAAGACCUCUAAAGAAGGCUUCGGAGGGACGGUGGCACGGUCUGCAACAAGAAUUGAUACUGGCAAUCUUGUGUCUUCUCUGUCGACGGCAUUGCAUUAUUCCCGUACUCACAAAAGUUCCCCGCCGCCAUCAUCGAAGGAGUCGAAGCGGGUUACUGAUAAGUUCGGAAAUCUGCAGCCCACUCCUUUGGGGAAGAAACACGCCACCUGUAGUCUGCAAAAGAAGUGUCAGCCAGGUUACAUAAGUGCAGCUAGUCAACGAAAAGAUGAGUGUAGUCAUGCAGGGCCUGGAAGCAGCAGAAGAGUCCCUGAAUCUCCACCUUCAAGUGGAACAAGUGUUCCACAAACGGAUGCCGGAAAGUCGCCUCUCAAUUCAUCUGUCCACCACAAAAAGGGCCUACCAAAGGAAAAUGAAGGAAAGGCUCAGCAAACCAGGAACGACAGCAAGCCAUCCUUCUUUUGUGGCCAUUGCUUUAAAGGUUACAGAUUGUUGAAGCCUCUUAUAACUCACCAAAGAACUGUUCAUCGUGAACUGCCAUUUGCCGUUAGGAAGUUGCAUAUGGAGAAGCUAGAAGACAUUACAAAUGAUGAUGCAGUCAAGAAGUAUGAACGCAUGGGCACUGCAAAAAGUGCACAGCCUGAUGACUGUGAUCCUGUUGGGGAGGAGGAAACUAGAGAAGUGUCUCGUAUUGAUGAUAUUGACAGUGCCGACUUUGAGCAGAGCAAUAGUGAAAGUGAAAAAGCUCUCAAGGUAAAACACAAAUGGCGGCGCAUUAAAUUAAUAUGCAGUGAUUCUGAGGAUGACGAGGCCACCAAUGCCUCCAAGCCUAGCAGUCAUGACGAAGGGUUUUCAUACUAUGGGAAACCAGUGGAACCUAUUGACGUCAAUAACAUUUAUGUCCGGUUCUAUGAGGGUGACUUUCGCAUUGUGUUCUGCCAGUUAGCAAAAAUCGUCAAUGUUUCUCCUAUUGUACUAGUGCGCAAGGAAAUCGUGAUGUAAAUUUAACCAGUGACCGGCUGAGCCACAUUCUGUGAAGUAACACGUAUCUCAUGCUGGUUCUUGAAUACACAUAAUCUAUUCAACAUUUAAACUCGUUAAAUUCAUUAAUGUUCUAACCGAACAAGUACUGUACCUGAGCCCAGUAAGAUGUGCAUAAAUUGCUGCUCCUGUUGUGUUAAGUACUUUCUGUUGUUGUGUUGCUUACAUGCUGUCAGCAUGCCAGUGCAAUUUUAAAAGAAAUCAGUGAGUUUGAACAUCACUUCCAAUUUCAUGACACAUUAGUUUUUGUGUAUGUGCUAAAAAAAUAACUAGAUGUACCCAUUUGUAUCUUUGAAUGUCCCCUUCUAAAUUUGUGCCAGUCACUUUGGGAAAUAAUAAAAACCAUACUUUGAUUACAGUGCAAUGUCUGCAAGCUUUUAUAUAUAUAUAUUAAAUGUGUUGCCUUUGUUACUGCCUAAAUUAUUUUGCUUUGACGUAUAUUUAGGUACAUUACAUUACUGGAAAAGUGUGCACCUCAAUUACCCUUUGAAUGCAGUAACCCAUUCCUACAAGUUCCUAUGAGACAGAGGUCCUGAGCUUUAUGCUGCAAACUGGGUGGC